ACGGGAAAUGCUUUGAAUACUUGCGACAUGGCCGCUCACAUUGAUUGCCAAGAUUGACAGCUCUGCGUCGUCUUCUCUUGUCUCUGAAAGAGAGGGAGAUAAAGAGGAUAGAUAACAACAAAAGCUCCUUGCAGUUUUGACAAUUAAACUUCAUAGAAAGAACGGGAUCCCCUCAUAUAGCCAGUGGGAACCACAGCAGACUUUAGUUCUCUUUCCUUUUCUCUACAGAUAGUAAUCGUUAUGUUUUAACGUAAUAUAGCGUGAAACACACGACUCGGGAUACGAUACCGUUAGGACCUGCAGCUCUCUUUUCUCGACUGAUCUGAAGGACUAUCUGCACGUGGACUUCAGAGGAACUUGUGGUUUUGCGAGAGAGAAAAACAUUUCCGAACUGGAUCCGGCCUAAAGAUAUCGACUCCCUGACGCAUAUGGUGCCAGUCACUUUCAUGAGUUCAAAAUCAACUAACCAGUGAUUGCUGGGUGCUGGGGAUUUAAUCUUUCUGUUCAUAAUCCCACACGCUGACAUGGAGGGCUUUCUUCGUAGCAGCUUUUUACUGAGCAGAAUAAUGUCUUCCAAGCAAGCCACCUCUCCGUUUGUCUCCGUCGCCGAUGGGGAGGAAGCCAUGAGUCAGGACCACCUGUCCUGGGAUAAGGAGGAGAGUGCCGAGGCCCACGGGACGCCCCAGCUGCCCCUGCACAGCCUGCUCCACAGCAAGGGCUCCAUGGAUGAACUGCAGCCCCUCAGCAGUGUCCCUCCAGAGAGUGACUGGGACAGCAUGGUGUCAGCCCAGCAGCGCAUGGAAUCUGACAGCAAUAAAGUAUGUUCCCUGUACUCCUUCCGGAAUAACUCAACCUCCCCACACAAGCCUGAGGAGGGGGCCCGGGAGCGCGGCGACCUGCUGAGCGGAUCUGCGUUCGGAACGCCGGAGCGCCGCAAAGGAAGCCUGGCCGACGUGGUGGACACACUGAAGCAGAAGAAGCUGGAGGAGAUGACAAAGACAGAGCAAGAUGAAUCCAGUUGCAUGGAAACACUUCUGUCAAAAGACUGGAAAGAGAAGAUGGAAAGGCUCGACACCGGUGAUCUUCUGGGAGAAGUUAAAGGUACUCCAGAGAGCCUGGUAGAGAAGGAGCACCAGCUGAGCACCAUGAUCACUCAGCUGAUCAGCCUGAGAGAGCAGCUCCUGGCCGCUCACGAUGAGCAGAAGAAGCUGGCCGCCUCACAGAUGGAGAAACAGAGACAGCAAAUGGAGCUGGCCCGCCAGCAACAGGAACAGUAUUAUGAAGAAGGGUGUUCCAUGAUUGCCAGACAACAGCAGCAGCUUCUGCAGCAGCAGCACAAAAUCAAUAUCCUCCAGCAGCAGAUUCAGGUCCAGGGUCACAUGCCUCCGCUCAUGAUUCCCAUUUUUCCACACGACCAACGCACCCUGGCAGCUGCUGCCGCAGCCCAGCAGGGCUUUCUCUUCCCACCGGGAAUCUCUUACAAGCCAGGUGACAACUACCCGGUGCAGUUCAUUCCAUCCACAAUGGCAGCUGCGGCAGCGUCAGGACUCAGCCCCCUCCAGCUUCAGGUAUGUGCUACCACAAAGAAUGCUGCUCAGGACGCCUGCCAAGCCCAGGGCAGAAAAACGGCUAAGCAGCUGUAUGCUAAGUAA
Messenger RNA from Oncorhynchus nerka (sockeye salmon), 1652 nucleotides. Its product is annotated as transcription factor SOX-6-like. The record is from RefSeq and is a predicted model, not a curated record. Gene Ontology annotation, molecular function: RNA polymerase II cis-regulatory region sequence-specific DNA binding; DNA-binding transcription factor activity, RNA polymerase II-specific. Bases 525 to 1652 code for a protein of 375 amino acids. Gene Ontology annotation, biological process: central nervous system development; cell fate commitment; positive regulation of chondrocyte differentiation. The transcript is spliced from 12 exons. Gene Ontology annotation, cellular component: nucleus. Lineage: Eukaryota; Metazoa; Chordata; Actinopteri; Salmoniformes; Salmonidae.